AUGGCUGCCUCUCCCAGUCCCGUUGAAGUCGAGUCAAUCUUCAAGAUAGAUGUUCUAGCUAAUCGAAUGUUCCUGGCUUCCGCUGUGCUAUACGUAUACGACACACUCCUCACCCUUCCGAUGGAGAUACAUGGUGUCUGGUACAAAAAGUGGAAUGCGACGUCCAUUUUGUAUGCGACAAACAGGUACAUAUACAUCUUGGCCCAAUUCACCGAAAUCAUCGCCUCAUUCGGAGAUGGUUCGUCGUCUAUUCGAUGUACCGUUAUCGGUAUCGUGAGCAAUUUGGGCCUCGUUCUUGGCGGGGUCUUGACGAGUUGCCUGUUCACCUUACGAAUGUAUGCAUUAUACGGCCAAAAUGUCGUGGUACUGCUCGGUUUGGGCAUCCUUAUUGUUAUUCAACUGAUCAUCGAUAUUCUGGACACAUUUGUGGCGCAAAUGAACGAGAAAUCUAGCGAUUUCCUAGCUACAGGCUCAUUGAAUACUACGGCGGCUGUCCUAGCUUUGCAGGUUGUGAACACCACCAUCUCUGUACACGCGUAUGUCACUCAAGCUCAGGUUCAAAAUACGGCUUCGACAUUCUUCCAGCUCCUCUCACCGUUCGAAAAUAUGACUACUGUCCUUCUCGCCAAUCGUCUUUAUCUCAAUCUCAAGACUUGGGACGACCAUGACACGGACGCUUCCCAACAUACACGCCAGCUCUCUGGUAUCAACUUCGCAGGAAGCGCUAUGCUUGGAAGAAUAGGGGCUCCAAUUCGGACUAUGGACGAAGACAUACUGUACUCACAACCUUCCAUCGUCGAACAAAACCCGGACGAAGGCGAGGCCAAUAACUCCACUCGUGUACAGGCCGAGAACAUGACAGUAUUUCCCGUGGUAUGCAUGCUCUUUUAA
Molecule: messenger RNA, 891 nt
Organism: Stereum hirsutum FP-91666 SS1
Lineage: Eukaryota; Fungi; Basidiomycota; Agaricomycetes; Russulales; Stereaceae
Exons: 9
Coding region: 1-891 (296 amino acids)
Source: RefSeq, a predicted model, not a curated record